Geosmithia morbida is the source of this 951-nucleotide messenger RNA. Its product is annotated as thioredoxin reductase (NADPH). The annotation marks the transcript as partial. Gene Ontology annotation, molecular function: thioredoxin-disulfide reductase (NADPH) activity. Gene Ontology annotation, cellular component: cytoplasm. Gene Ontology annotation, biological process: removal of superoxide radicals. The transcript has 4 exons. NCBI's taxonomy places the organism in Eukaryota, Fungi, Ascomycota, Sordariomycetes, Hypocreales, Bionectriaceae. The record is from RefSeq and is a predicted model, not a curated record.
AUCGGUUCGGGCCCGGCUGGCCACACGGCUGCCGUGUACCUGGCCCGAGCUGAGCUGAAGCCCGUCAUGUACGAGGGUUUCAUGGCCAACGGUACCGCUGCCGGCGGUCAGCUCACGACGACGACGGAGAUCGAGAACUUCCCCGGAUUCCCCAAGGGUAUCAUGGGUUCCGAGCUCAUGGACAACAUGCGCGCCCAGUCCGAGCGCUUCGGCACCAAGAUUGAGACCGACACCGUGACCAAGCUGGACCUGUCAUCGCGCCCUUUCAAGUACAGCACAGAGUUCAACCCGGACGAGACGCACACGGCCGACGCCGUCAUCGUGGCGACGGGCGCGUCGGCGCGCCGCCUCCACCUCCCCGGGGAAGACAAGUACUGGCAGAACGGCGUGUCGGCGUGCGCCGUGUGCGACGGCGCCGUGCCCAUCUUCCGCAACAAGGCCCUCUACGUCAUCGGGGGCGGUGACUCGGCCGCCGAGGAGGCCAUGUUCCUCACAAAGUACGCCAGCCACGUCACCGUCCUGGUGCGCCGCGACCAGCUCCGCGCCAGCAAGACCAUGGCCACCCGCCUGCUCAACCACCCCAAGGUCACCGUCCGCUGGAACUCGGUCGCCACCGAGAUCCGCGGCGGCGAAAACGGCCUCAUGAGCCACCUCGUCGUCCGCGACGUCGUCAAGGGCACCGAAGAGGUCGUCGAGGGCAACGGCCUCUUCUACGCCAUCGGCCACGACCCGGCCACCGCCCUCGUCAAGGGCCAGGUCGACAUGGACGACGAGGACUACAUCGUCACCAAGCCCGGCACCACCCUCACCAGCGUCGAGGGUGUCUUUGCCGCCGGCGACGUCCAGGACAAGCGUUACCGCCAGGCCAUUACCAGUGCCGGCACUGGCUGCAUGGCUGCCCUCGAGGCCGAAAAGUACCUUGCCGACCGCGAGGCCGAGGAGAGUAAGUAG